UAUGAAAGUCACAAGACAAAAUGGCGUAAAAGUUGUCUGACUCGAAUAGACGUGCAUUGAAAUAAUUACGCAAAAAUAGUUUAUUAAUUUUUUAACAUUAUUUACUCGGAAAUACAAUCGACAUCACAAUGACCGCGAUCCCGGGACAACUCACAUUUGAUGAAUAUGGUCGGCCUUUCAUCAUCAUUCGUGAUCAAGAAAAACAGAGAAGAUUAACCGGCAUUGAUGCCAUUAAGUCUCAUAUUUAUGCUGCUCGUAAUAUUGCCAACAUUUUGAAAACAUCUUUGGGUCCAAAAGGAUUGGAUAAAUUGAUGGUUAGUCCAGAUGGAGAUGUAACCGUCACCAACGAUGGAGCAACGAUUUUAAAACAAAUGGACGUAGAUCAUGAAAUAGCUAAGUUAAUGGUUCAGCUAUCUCAGUCUCAGGAUGAUGAAAUCGGUGAUGGAACAACAGGAGUGGUGGUUUUAGCUGGUGCCUUAAUGGAACAAGCAGAAGCUUUGUUAGAUCGAGGAAUUCAUCCCAUCAGGAUUGCUGAUGGAUUUGAAUUAGCUGCAAAUUAUGCUACUAAACAUCUCAGUCAGAUAUCUGUAAAUUCUCCGGUUGAUAUAAAAAAUCUAGAACCUUUGAUAAAGACGGCAAUGACAGCUUUAGGUUCUAAAAUAAUCAACAAAUGUCAUAGACAAAUGGCACAAAUUGCUGUGGAUGCUGUAAUGGCUGUGGCAGAUUUGGAGAAACGAGAUGUCAAUUUCGAAUUGAUUAAAAUUGAGGGUAAAGUUGGAGGAAAGUUAGAAGAUACUGUUCUAGUACGUGGAGUUGUUGUUGACAAGGACUUUAGUCAUCCUCAGAUGCCUAAGAAACUACAUGAUGUUAAGCUGGCUAUACUCACUUGUCCAUUUGAACCACCAAAACCUAAAACCAAGCAUAAGUUGGAUGUUACAUCGGUCGAAGAUUACAAAAAAUUACGAGAGUAUGAACGAGAGAAAUUCAUUGAAAUGGUUGACAAAGUAAAGAGUGCAGGAGCUACUUUGGCAAUCUGUCAAUGGGGUUUCGAUGAUGAAGCUAAUCAUUUACUACUCCAAAAAGAGUUGCCAGCAGUUCGUUGGGUUGGUGGUCCUGAAAUAGAGUUAAUUGCUAUUGCAACUGGAGGAAGAAUUGUACCAAGAUUCGAAGAAUUAACACCUGAUAAACUCGGUUAUGCCGGUGUUGUCAGAGAGUUAUCGUUUGGAACGACAAAGGAUAAGAUGCUUGUCAUCGAAGAAUGCAAAAAUUCUCGCGCUGUAACAAUCUUCAUCAGAGGAGGCAACAAAAUGAUCAUCGAAGAAGCUAAAAGAUCACUCCAUGAUGCUUUAUGUGCAGUGCGUAACCUUAUAACUGAUGACAGAAUUGUUUAUGGAGGUGGUGCAGCUGAAAUUGCAUGUGCCUUGGCUUGUGCUGAAAAAGCUGAUACCAUUGGUUCUUUGGAACAAUAUGCAUUUAGAGCUUUUGCUGAUGCCUUAGAAGCUAUUCCCAUGGCGCUAGCUGAAAACUCAGGUCUUUCUCCAGUUGAUGCGCUUGCAGAAGUAAAAGCUCAUCAAUUAGUAGAUAAAAAUCCUGCUCUGGGAAUCGAUUGUAUGAAUUGUGGAAAUCAAGACAUGAAAGCACAAAAUGUCAUCGAAACACUCAAGAGUAAAACUCAACAAAUUUUACUGGCAACACAACUGGUUAAAAUGAUUUUGAAAAUCGAUGAUGUCCGAUCACCAGUUGAUCGUGAUCAAUAAAUUAUAUUAAAAUUAAUGUGAAACAUUAAUUUAAAAUACAAAAAAACGUUACAUUUGAUUUAAAA
Messenger RNA from Chelonus insularis, 1822 nucleotides. It is a transcript of the gene CCT5, whose product is annotated as chaperonin containing TCP1 subunit 5. Lineage: Eukaryota; Metazoa; Arthropoda; Insecta; Hymenoptera; Braconidae. Gene Ontology annotation, biological process: protein folding. Gene Ontology annotation, molecular function: ATP-dependent protein folding chaperone; ATP hydrolysis activity; ATP binding. Bases 129 to 1757 code for a protein of 542 amino acids. Gene Ontology annotation, cellular component: chaperonin-containing T-complex. The transcript is spliced from 7 exons. The record is from RefSeq and is a predicted model, not a curated record.